UCUCUAGUCCUCUGUACAAUAUCGUCCGUAAACAUUUCCGUGACGAGGUUUGAUAAACAUGUGACGCUAUAUGUGUCAAUGAAAUGACACCAAGUCACUGUGAAACUCAAUAUCACCGUGCUCUAUAUCUAAAACUUCAAUUUGCUACAACGAGAGGGAGGUUUUCAUUGUCGUUUUUCAAAUUACCGACGUUUGUUUUCCGGGAAAACCAUUUCCCAAUCGGUCUGUCACUUUCCCGGAAUAUUAUUCAGCACAAAGGGUGUUUCUUACUUUUCUGGAUUUAGAGAUGAAAAUGGAAAUGGGUAUGGAAGGUGUAGUGUGGAAUGAUGAGGAUAAGGCCAUGGUUGAUUUGGUUUUGGGCACUCGAGCAUUUGAUUACCUGAUGUCGAGCUCUGUUUCGGCCGAAUGCUCAUUAAUGGCUGUGGGUGGUGGUGAUGAGAAUUUGCAGAAUAAGCUUUCAGAUCUUGUUGACGGCCCAAACACGGCCAACUAUAGUUGGAAUUACGCCAUUUUCUGGCAGAUUUCGCGGUCCAAGUCUGGUGAUUUGGUUUUAGGAUGGGGAGAUGGGUCUUGUAGGGAGGCAAAGGACGGGGAAGAGUCUGAAGUUCCCCGAGUUGUCAAUCUCCGGCUGGAGGAUGACAAGCAACAGAGGAUGAGGAAAAGGGUACUUCAGAAAUUGCAUACAUUGUUUGGGGGUUCAGAUGAGGAUAGUUAUGCCUUUGGAUUGGAUAGGGUAACAGAUAUUGAAAUGUUCUUCCUUGCUUCCAUGUACUUUUCCUUUCCCCGAGGGGAAGGGGGUCCGGGGAAGUGUUUUGGAUCAGGGAAGCAUAUGUGGCUCUCCGAGGCAUUGAAGUUUUCAUCUGAUUACUGUGUCCGAUCAUUCCUCGCAAAGUCUGCUGGUAUCCAAACUAUUGUUUUGAUCCCAACUGAUGCUGGGGUAAUUGAAUUGGGAUCAGUUAGAUCAAUACCGGAAAGCUUAGAGGUGUUGCAGUCAAUAAAAUCAUGGUUUUCGCCCUUUGCGUCUCUCUUCAGGGCCAAGCCGAUGACACUCUUACAGCCGAUGACUGAGAAGAAAGAUGGGAAUUACCAUUUCUCCAAUUUUGCUUUGGGGGAGAGACUGGAUGGAAACCCAAAGAUUUUUGGGCAGAAUUUGAACUCCAGUUUUUCACAGUUCAAGGAAAAACUAGCUGUUAGGAAAGCAGAGGAGAGGCCAUGGGAAGUGCAUCCAAAUGGGAAUAGGAUUCCGUUGCCAAACACUAGAAAUGGUUUUCAUUGUUCAAAUUGGACACAGUUCCAUGGUAUGAAGCAGGGGAGGGCUGCGGAAGUUGUCGGUCCUCGGACUCCAACAAGUAAUCUCCAAGGUCUUGUUAAUGGUGUUGGGGAAGAAUUUCGGCUUAAUCAAUACCAGCCACAGAAGCAGGUGCAAAUGCAAAUUGAUUUUGGAGGGGCUUCUGCAAGGCCUUCACUGAUCUCUCAGCCAGUUAUUGUUGAAUCUGAGCAUUCAGAGGUUGAGGCUCCAUGCAAGGACCAGCAGGCAAGUGCAGCUGAGGAAAAGAGGCCUCGGAAAAGGGGCCGAAAGCCAGCUAAUGGAAGAGAAGAGCCCCUCAAUCAUGUUGAGGCAGAGAGGCAGCGGCGUGAGAAGCUGAACCAGCGGUUCUAUGCAUUACGCGCAGUUGUGCCCAACAUCUCAAAAAUGGACAAAGCUUCCUUGCUGGGAGAUGCCAUAUCUUACAUCACUGAGCUUCAGAAGAAGCUCAGUGACAUGGAAUCGGAGAGGGAAAAUUUCUUGAGCACUUCAAAAGAUUCAUUGGCUUCGGAAACUAACCCAAUUUCAGAAAAUCAAUACCGAGUUCCAGGCAUCGAAAUCCAAGCUGCCCAUGAUGAAGUUACUGUAAGGGUGAGCUGCCCUUUGGAUACUCACCCUUUAUUGAGAGUCAUCCAGACAUUCAAAGAGGAGCAGAUCACAGUUGUUGAGUCAAAUCUUGCCGCGGGGAGUGACAUGGUGUAUCAUACAUUCGUGAUCAAGUCUCAAGGAUCUGAGCAGCUGACGAAGGAAAAAUUGGUGGCUGCAUUUUCCGGUUCAUCCAACUCUUUGUAGUCAAUAUUUUUGAUGGGAUAAUAAGAAAUUGCAUUAAUAUAGUUUGUAGGCAUAAUAUGUAGUGAAGAACCCAUUCAAAGGUUUCUGCAGUUGUUUCUAUAUGCAGAAAGGGAUGGUAAAACGAACAGCAACACAAGCUAGAAGUAGAAAAUUACUACCUAUCAACCAUGUAGGGUACAAAAUUUUCCGUGGUUUAUUUAUAGCAUACAUAUUUUGUCAUAAACAACUAUUCUUGGAAGAUGAAUCUACUAUUGUUUCUUUAGAAGCUAA
Molecule: messenger RNA, 2368 nt
Organism: Cornus florida
Lineage: Eukaryota; Viridiplantae; Streptophyta; Magnoliopsida; Cornales; Cornaceae
Product: transcription factor MTB1-like
Exons: 2
Coding region: 287-2098 (603 amino acids)
Biological process (GO): regulation of DNA-templated transcription
Cellular component (GO): nucleus
Molecular function (GO): transcription cis-regulatory region binding; protein dimerization activity; DNA-binding transcription factor activity
Source: RefSeq, a predicted model, not a curated record